UUUCUGGGAAUAGUUGAUGUGAAGUUCGUGAAAAUUUAAAGUGAAUGGUAAAGUUUGGGGGGUGUUUCUUUCAUAAACCAUGGAAUCUGUUUUCUUCUGCAGAUCUAGUCGAUUCAUUAUUUCCUUUCUUCUUUUUGUCCUCUCCGAUUUGCUUCUGAUUGUGUAAAUCAGGACUUCUGUAAUGGAGCCAUGGAGGUGUAAAUAUAUGCAAGCUGAGAUGUAUGCUGUUCAGAAUGGCAAAAAUCGCGGUCUUGAGAAACCAAUUCCAGGAUGUUUGGGAAGAAUGGUAAACCUUUUUGACUUGAAUGGCAGUGUUGCAGGGAACAGGUUGCUCACAGAUAAACCUCAUAGAGAUGGUUCCCUCUCGAGGAGCCAAUCAGAUGUGGCAAGGAUGUCUCCAAGUGAGGAUCAAAUUGAGGAUAAAGAGAUUGUGUCUGAAUUGAGGAGAAAUAAUUCAAAAAUGAAAGCAAAUGGAACACCAAUGAAGAUGCUUAUAGCAGAAGAGAUGUCCAAAGACAUGGCCUCCAAGCAUAAUCCACCUAGUGUUGUAGCAAAUUAA
Messenger RNA from Ipomoea triloba (trilobed morning glory), 559 nucleotides. RefSeq lists its product as uncharacterized. The record is from RefSeq and is a predicted model, not a curated record. Bases 182 to 559 code for a protein of 125 amino acids. The transcript is spliced from 4 exons. NCBI's taxonomy places the organism in Eukaryota, Viridiplantae, Streptophyta, Magnoliopsida, Solanales, Convolvulaceae.